This is a messenger RNA of Trifolium pratense (red clover), 1836 nucleotides long. Its product is annotated as hydroxymethylglutaryl-CoA synthase-like. The record is from RefSeq and is a predicted model, not a curated record. Gene Ontology annotation, biological process: acetyl-CoA metabolic process. Lineage: Eukaryota; Viridiplantae; Streptophyta; Magnoliopsida; Fabales; Fabaceae. Gene Ontology annotation, molecular function: hydroxymethylglutaryl-CoA synthase activity. Bases 155 to 1657 code for a protein of 500 amino acids. The transcript has 11 exons.
ACAUUUCCAUGUGAUUAGAUUAACAAACAAACACCUUUGGCUAUCUCUCUCUCAUUCAUUCAGCGAGAAAUUUCACUCUCUCCUUUUCUAACAGAUCUUUUCUGAUUCCGUUGUAACUAACCAAAACCAGAAUCAGUAGCAGCAUCAAUCAGAAAUGGCAGCAGAAACACCAAAGAAUGUUGGAAUUCUCGCUCUUGAUAUCUAUUUCCCUCCUAAUGCUGUUCAACAGGAAGCAUUGGAGGCUCAUGAUGGUGCCAGUAAAGGGAAAUAUACAAUUGGACUUGGACAAGAUUGCAUGUCAUUUUGUUCAGAUGUAGAAGAUGUCAUUUCAAUGAGUUUGACAGUGGUUUCUACCCUUCUUGAGAAGUAUGGGAUCGAUCCUAAACAAAUUGGUCGUCUUGAAGUAGGCAGUGAGACUGUGAUUGACAAAAGCAAAUCCAUCAAGACAUUCUUGAUGCAGAUCUUUGAGAAACAUGGAAAUACUGACAUUGAAGGUGUUGAUUCAACUAAUGCAUGCUAUGGAGGAACUGCCGCUUUGUUCAACUGUGUCAACUGGGUGGAGAGCAAUUCAUGGGAUGGACGAUAUGGACUUGUUGUCUGUACCGACAGUGCAGUCUAUGCUGAAGGUCCUGCUCGACCUACCGGAGGAGCUGCUGCUAUUGCUAUGCUAAUUGGUCCUGAUGCUCCUAUUGCUUUUGAAAGCAAAUUGAGGGGAAGUCAUAUGUCCCAUGUUUAUGAUUUUUACAAACCUGACCUUGCUAGUGAAUAUCCGGUUGUCGACGGAAAGCUUUCACAAACAUGUUACCUCAUGGCUCUUGAUACUUGCUAUAAAAAUUUCUGUCAAAAAUAUGAGAAACACGAGGGAAAACCAUUUGCUCUUUCUGAUGCGGAUUACUUUGUAUUCCACUCUCCUUAUAACAAGCUUGUGCAAAAAAGUUUUGCUCGUUUGGUCUUCAGUGACUUCUUGAGGAAUCCCAGGUUCUCAUCAUUUAUUCAUCCUCUGGAAAACUUUAUAAUUUUCAUUCUAUCAAUGCAUGGGUGUUUAAAAAUUGAUUAUGAUUGCAGCUCUAAGGAUGAGGUUACCAAAGAAAAGCUAGGACCUUUUGCAACUUUAUCGGAUGACGAGAGCUACCAAAGCCGGGAUCUUGAAAAGGCAUCCCAGCAAGUUGCAAAGCCUCUAUACGAUGAGAAGGUACAACCAUCUACUUUGAUACCAAAGCAAGUUGGCAACAUGUACACCGCGUCCAUCUAUGCAGCAUUUGCAUCCCUUAUUCACAACAAACAUAGCUCAUUGGAAGGGAAGAGGGUGAUAUUAUUCUCAUACGGAAGUGGCUUGACUUCCACAAUGUUUUCCUUGCAAUUAUGUGAAACUAAACAUCCGUUUAGCUUGUCCAACAUUGCCCAAGUGAUGGAUGUUGCUGAAAAGUUGAAGUCAAGGCAAGAGUUCCCCCCAGAGAAGUUUAUUGAAACACUGAAGCUAAUGGAACAUAGGUAUGGUGCCAAGGAUUAUGUAACAAGCAAGGACAGUAGCCUUUUAGCUCCAGGCACAUUCUAUCUCACCGAAGUUGAUACCAUGUAUCGUAGAUUCUAUGCAACGAAAUCUAGUGAAAGCAAUUCGACUCAUGCAGUCAACGGUGUGAUUUCCAAUGGUCAUUGAUGGUUAGCAUAUAUGCAACAAACAAUAAAUGGAAUUAAGCUUGAAGGGUUGGUCUUGUUUGCAUUAGUUUUGUAAGGGAAAUCAAAUGUUUUCUGUAGUUGCAAUUGUUGUCAGUUCAAAUAUUGUAUUUUACCCUUUAAAAUGUUACUUUCAAGUCAAAAUUUUAUUUUUUUAGGUUA